Striga hermonthica is the source of this 2703-nucleotide messenger RNA. NCBI's taxonomy places the organism in Eukaryota, Viridiplantae, Streptophyta, Magnoliopsida, Lamiales, Orobanchaceae. The record is from the annotation of a GenBank genome assembly.
AUGGAUGCUGGAACGAGUUACACCCUGCACCCGGGGCCCAUUGACAACUCCGUGCUCACCCUCCAAGACCACCACCGGUCCACUGACAUAUGGAACGGACACGAUUUCGAGCCCCUGACCUGCAGAAGAUGCGAUGGCCAUUUCUGGCGUCUAGAUGCUGUGGCCCCACGCGUCCAGCAGAUGAUGCUGAAGUCGGGCUUCUACGGAGUCUACAAGGCCGGACGCAUCCGCCUUGAUCAUGCCCUGAUCACUGCUCUGGUCGAGCGGUGGAGACCCGAGACCCACACCUUCCACCUGCCGGCUGGAGAAGCCACCGUCACCCUGCAGGACAUCUCGGUCCUUUGGGGCCUACCCGUGGACGGGGACCCGAUCACGGGGGUUGACACCAACCGCUCAAUGGACGAGUGGCAGGACAUAUGCGGCGAACUGCUGGGUUUCAGGCCACCCCCGGAGGACUUUGACCGCGGUCGGCUCAAGAUCAGGUGCCUGCAGGAGAGGUUCAAGAUGCUCCCAGAUGAUGCCUCGGACACGAUGGUGGAGUAUUAUGCCAGGGCGUACAUCUUGCAGCUGCUUGGGGGCCAGUUGUUGUCGGACAUGUCUAAUAAUAAGGUCAAGCUAAUGUACUUGCCACUGCUUAGGGAUUUGGAGGUGGCCGGGAGGUUGAGCUGGGGCAGUGCUGUUCUCGCUUGCCUGUACCGAGCUCUAUGCCGGGCUACUAAACCAGAGACGUCUGAUAUAUGUGGACCUCUCGUGCUUCUACAGAUUUGGGCAUGGGAGAGACUGCCUUUCAUUCGACCUGGGAGAUUAACGCCCAGACAGCAGCAGCAGCAGCAGCAGCCUGAUGCAAUUGCUGGGGAGCCUCCUUUGCCUGCUCCCCCCUAUGGUUCCAGGUGGAAUAUUGGCUUCAAGCUGGAGAGUGUGGGAACACAUGUUCUAGUCCUGUACAGGGACUUACUGGACAACAUGAAGGAUGACCAGUUCAUAUGGGAACCAUAUUCGUUAGAUGUGUUGGGCAUCCUACCCGAAUACUGUCUGUCAGGAAGGAGAAUCUGGCAGACGGUGGCCCCAUUGAUAUGCUUCGAUGUGGUGGAAUUCCACCACCCGGACCGUGCCCUACGUCAGUUUGGUCAGCAGCAGCCGAUCCCUGCUGCCUGUGAUACCAUCCCGGACAUCCAUUUCACUGACCGCCGUGGGCGGCAGAAUUAUGACUGGGUGCAGCACCACCGACAGUUUGUGGACAUGUGGGCCAGACGUGAGGCACGAGUUGUGACAGCCCCUCCAAUCGAGUGCCCCAUGGAUCAAAGUGAUCCUUACAUGAUGUGGUACCGGAGGAUUACCCGGUUGUUGAUCGGUAACCCUGCUGCUCGUCCUAGCAACGGCUACCAGGGAGGUGGAGGCGCAAAGGAGGCCAUGGCCCAGAGCUUGCAGAAAAUAUACCACCUGGUAUCAGAUGCCUUACAUCAAGGCUGCGAGCUCUCAGGGGAAGAAGUCCUUAGGGAUAUCCUCGAUGUCUGCACAUACUCUCUGAGAACGGCUCACGAGGGCCACCGCCUUCUCUCCAUCCUUCCAGACUUGGGCCCGUCAUCUCCAGCUACAUCAUUGUCCAUCCCGCCCAAGGCUCAGAGAGGCAGACAAAGGAAGAGAGGUGGGUUUCUAGGUGGAGCACCUCUCGAGAACCGAAAGAGGGCUUCAUAUAUUCCUGCUACAGUGUCCACACCAUCAUUAGGCAUGAUGCACUCGCCUAUGCCGUCAAUUACUAUGCCGGACACUGGAGUAGAUACACCUCAGCAGUGGGAUUCCUCCCUCAGCUUAUCUGAGUUCCAUGAUACUCCAGAUUCGAAUGCAAUGCAGUUGGAUCCUGAAGCAUCAGACACUAAAGACCCAUUUCUUCAGGCCCUCGGGAAGAUCCGGGACAUCUGCGCAUUCACAUUAAGAACAAACGCUGUUGAAACCGCAGCGCUGAAGCAGGAGGAGGUGGCAAUGGUGGCAGCAGUAGCAGUCGGUCCUAAGACGAAGCACUGCAAGCCCAGGAGGAGAGGCGGGAUGAGCGGAGCCCACACAGUCGGACCGGGAGCGUACUUUGCCUCCACCCCCGAGCAGCCCUCGCCUACAGAGUCUACUCAGCUCGACAAUGGCUCCCUGUCACGAUCCCAAGACAUCCCCCACGAACAGAAUGCUGCCUGCCACCAUCCAUUUGCGGCAGUCGAGCAAGAGGACAAUCUGCAGUCGGAAAUGAUAGAGCUAGACACCAUCACUGGAAGCAGGGAGUCCUCCCCAUCGGCAGCCGUUGACCCGGGCACGAAGGCCAAUUAUGUGUCUUCACGGCAUGAUAGUACACAGGAGGUCACUGUACAGGAGGAAGCUGAUGGCAACUUAGAAGGUAGCAACACCAAAGAGAAUGAAUCGAAGCCCGAUGGCGCCAAGAGUGUUAAUGUGGGGCCUCGCUCGGCGGAGUUGGUUUCAUCAGCUAGUUGUUACAAGGGAGAGGGGAAUGGAGGGAAGAGGAAGGAGGGGGCUGUGGAUGAGGUGGGGUCAGCAGAAGUGGUCACAAUCGGGCAGACUGCGACUGAUGAUGACAGUGGGAGAUCAUUGUCUUCAGAGUAUGUUUUUGAGGGCGGGGUUUGUAGUAGUGUGGUUGGGGGAGCAAGGGAUGAUGUGCAGAAGAAGUACAAGAGGCAAAGGCGCUCCAUGCAGAGAAACUAG